Molecule: messenger RNA, 1346 nt
Organism: Drosophila kikkawai
Lineage: Eukaryota; Metazoa; Arthropoda; Insecta; Diptera; Drosophilidae
Gene: Mip
Product: Myoinhibiting peptide precursor
Source: RefSeq, a predicted model, not a curated record
GUUAGUCCACAACUAAAAAUCAGAGAACGGCACCAAGAACAGCGAACUGGAGAGAACUGGAAACGCCAACCCAGGAGCCACUAUCCCGGAAGUCAGAUUCACACGGGCUGAUUGAGUGCACUAAUUGAAUUGCAGUUGGGCCUGCAAAUCCACUUACGAACCCCAUUUAUUCCGUGGAAAAAUAAAACAAAAUUCAAAAUCCAAUUGUGAAUCCUUCGGCAAACCGCAAAAACAGUUUACGAAAUACAACCAAAAAAUAUACUCAGUAAUGGCUCACACGAAGACACGGAGAACCUAUGGCUUCCUGCUGCUGCUUCUCAUCCUGGGCAGCGCCUGCGGCAGCCUGGUGGCCAGCGGCAGCACCACUAAUUCCGCUGCGGCCAACGAGCCAGGAGGCGGAGGCCUCUCAGAACAGGUAGUGGUUGACCAGCUUAGCGAGAGCGACCUGUACGGAAACAAUGGGAACAAGCGCGCCUGGCAGUCGCUCCAGAGUUCGUGGGGCAAGCGAGCCUCCGCCGGUGAUUCGGGAGAUCCAGACAUCUACAUGACCGGACAUUUUGUGCCUCUGGUCAUCACCGACGGAACCAACACCAUCGAUUGGGAUACCUUCGAGCGGCUGGCCAGUGGACAGACCCCGCAGCAGCAGCUCCAACAGUCGCCGCAGUCGGGCGAGGAUGUGGAGGAGCUCGCCGGCGAGCCGGACGUGGAUAAGCGGGCCUGGAAGAGCAUGAACGUGGCCUGGGGCAAGCGGCGACAGGCGCAGGGCUGGAACAAGUUCAGAGGGGCCUGGGGCAAGCGCGAGCCCACCUGGAACAACCUGAAGGGCAUGUGGGGCAAGCGCGACCAGUGGCAGAAGCUCCACGGCGGAUGGGGCAAGCGCUCCGUCCAGCCCCUCAACUAAUCCCUCACGGAAUCGCCCCCAAACUUAGCCAGACUAACUAAUCCAACUGUAUCUAACCGUAUAUAGCAUGUGUGUUUCCUCCCCGGAGGGGUUCCGUUCUCAGUGUCCAUCUCGCGGAAGGCUGCCCGGCACGGGGAACCCUCCCGUCGCCCGGAAGUCCUCCGAAAGUCAAUUCCGAAAAUGUAUGAAAGCGCUCGCCAGUUGCCGGAUCCUGAUGACCCGAUCAGCCAGUAUUAUACGCAUUAUAUCAGUAUGUCUAGUAAACUAUCCACCUAGCACCUAGUCUCCAAGUAUACAAGAGGAUCUUUCGGAAGAAUACCGCUUUAAUUUAGAAACGUUAACUAAGUUAAUGAAUUGUGCAUAUACAUUUAUAAUUAAAUAUACAUCCAUGCAUACCAAAUGGCAACCUAUCGAUAUAAAAUGCAAAUACGUUGAAGAAAACCUA